AUGAUGCAGGGCUUCGAAUGGCAUGUGCCAGCUGACCAACGCCAUUGGCAGCGCCUCCGCAAGGCAAUUCCCGACCUGAAAGAUAUCGGAGUCGAUAACAUCUGGAUUCCUCCUGGGUGCAAGGGGAUGAACCCAUCUGGAAUUGGGUAUGAUAUUUACGAUCUGUAUGAUCUCGGGGAAUUCGACCAGAAGGGCACCAGAGCCACACGAUGGGGCCCAAAGGAAGACCUUCAGAGCCUGGUACAGGCCGCACAGGACAUGAACAUUGAAAUUUACUGGGAUACUGUUUUGAACCAGAAGGCUGGGGCAGAUUUGACCGAAAAAUUCACAGUCGUCAAGAUGGACCCAGAAGAUCGGAACACUGAAAUAUCUCGACCUAUGACCAUCGACGGUUGGGUCGGGUUCGACUUCCUCGGACGUGGGGAGAAGUACAGCUCUAUGAAGUAUCACUGGCAACAUUUUACUGGUGUGGACUGGGACGAUGCCAGCCAACAGCAUGCAAUAUACAAGACCCUGGGAUAUAACAAAAACUGGGCGAGGGACGUGAGUGAUGAGCAUGGGAACUACGACUAUCUGAUGUUCGCCGAUCUCGACCAUUCCCAUCCAGAAGUUCGAGCUGAUAUAUUGAAAUGGGGGAGUGGAUUGGCAACGAAUUACCAAUCAGUGGAAUGCGAAUCGAUGCAGCAAAGCAUUAUUCUGCCUCUCGCAGAGUACUGGAGAGGAGAGGUGGGUCUACUUCUGGGGUAUCUCAAACUAAUGGAUUAUGGGGUCUCCUUGUUCGAUGUACCACUCUUGGGCCGGUUUGCAGCUAUUUCCAAGAUUGCAGGUGGUGAUCUGCGGAAGAUUUUCAAAGGCACGUUGGUAGAACAGAUGCCGUCGCAUGCAGUAACUUUUGUUGGCAAUCAUGAUACGCAACCUGGACAAUCAUUAGAGACUAUCAUCGUCCCAUUUUUCAAACCUCUCGCAUACUCUUUAAUCCUCCUCCGAAGCCAAGGACAGCCAUGCAUUUUCUACGGGGACCUCUAUGGAAUCAACGGUGGACCCGAGCCCCAGCCUGGGCCAUCAUGCAGCGGAACGCUUCCCAUACUCACGCGUGCCCGAAAGCUAUAUGCACACGGGGAACAACGAGACUACUUCAAUAGGAGGAACUGCAUUGGUUUCGUGCGUUACGGGAACUAUAAACACCCAUUCGGUCUUGCCUGUAUCCUUAGCAACGGCGGCGCAUCCUACAAGCGCAUGUUUGUCGGUCACAGACAUGCCGGGGAAUUGUGGACAGAUAUUCUCGGCUGGCGAAAUGAGACGGUACUCAUUAAUCACUGCGGCUAUGGAGUUUUCCCAGUCGCCGCUAUGAGUGUUAGUGUCUGGGUGAACUCUCAAGCGGAGGGGAGAAAUGGAAUUAAUCGGCCUUUCAACGACGACAUAUACAGCCUCUAA
Molecule: messenger RNA, 1434 nt
Organism: Penicillium samsonianum
Lineage: Eukaryota; Fungi; Ascomycota; Eurotiomycetes; Eurotiales; Aspergillaceae
Product: alpha-amylase
Exons: 8
Coding region: 1-1434 (477 amino acids)
Biological process (GO): carbohydrate metabolic process
Molecular function (GO): calcium ion binding; hydrolase activity, hydrolyzing O-glycosyl compounds
Source: RefSeq, a predicted model, not a curated record